Gracilinanus agilis (Agile Gracile Mouse Opossum) is the source of this 3500-nucleotide messenger RNA. RefSeq names its product dual serine/threonine and tyrosine protein kinase (gene DSTYK). The coding region runs from base 672 to 3500 and encodes 942 amino acids. Gene Ontology annotation, biological process: protein phosphorylation. The transcript is spliced from 13 exons. Lineage: Eukaryota; Metazoa; Chordata; Mammalia; Didelphimorphia; Didelphidae. Gene Ontology annotation, molecular function: ATP binding; protein kinase activity. The record is from RefSeq and is a predicted model, not a curated record.
GUGAUAAUACAUGUAUAACCCAGAUUGAAUUGCUUGACAUCUCCGGGUGGGGGUGGGGGAUGGGAAGAAAAGCAGGAGACAAUAUGGAAAACUCGUGGAAAUUUGUAAAAUAAAAACUUUUAAAUGCAUGCAGGACAUACUUUAUAUUGAUCAUUUAUCAUUCAUUAUUUGCAUUUUCUUCCUCUCUUUCUUAAGUCUAGACAAUCAACAAAACAAUAAAUCAAACUGAUUUUCUAUACGUAAAUACUGAAAAUUUAACAGUAGCUCGAGCUUUCUCCAGCCUAUAUCCCCCAAUACCCGGGACAGCUUUUUCUAGGCUACCACUUCUCGGCCUCGAAAUUUUAAGAACCUGCAGUCCGACCGCGGCCUACAAGUCCCAGGGUGCUUCGCGAGGCAGCGUUCCAUGUAUCGCGUCCCCCCUCUCUCCCUCAGGCAGGGUGAAUAAAGGUUCCGUUGUGGGUGCACUGCGGGCUGGUUUGUUAUCGUCUGCGGGUGACGGAGGCCCGGGGGUGGGGGGCGGCGUGGUACCGGUGGGCGGGAGGGCGGACUGGGGCGUAGCGAGGCUGGGGCUCCCUCUUCUCUCCACAUUGGGGGGCGGGCCGAAGAGAGGCGGGAGGCCGGGCAGGCCGGAGGCCUGGGGCCGAGCAGCAAAGACGGAGUGGUCGGAGGAGAUGGAGGGCGGCUGUGACGGGGGUGGGGCGGCACCGCGCGGGAGCGGCCACUCCUCGGGCCCCGGCCCCGGCGGCGGGAUCGGGCUGGCCCGGGAGCUGGGUCGGGCCUUCGCCCACCACCGCCUCUACUUGAAGCGGCUGCAGCAGAACCUGAGCGAAACCCAGAAGUUCUUUUCCGACAUCCAGUGCUCCUACGACCGCAGCUUUCCCUCUUCACCCCAGAUCCCCGGCGGCUGCGGCCUCGAGCAGGGCCUGGGGGCCGACGGCGAUGUCUCCGAGGCCGUACUGCGCGCUGGCCACCUGAGCUGCAUUUCCUUCCCACCCCAUGAAGAAGAGUACCUCCAGUUGAUGGUGAAUUGCUUUCCUUGUAUCUUCAUCCUCGGCCAGGACUGUAAUGCAAAGUGCCAGCUACUGAACAUGCUACUGGGGGAGCAGAUACUGCCUACCACCAAGCGGGGCAGUGAGGACAGCUGUAAGCGGCGGCGCCUCCACUUCACUAAUGGGAAGCAAACUCGGGUCAGCCUGGCGCUGCCUGGCCAGUAUGAACUAGUGCACACUCUGGCCUCUCACCAGGGCAAGUGGGAAACCAUUCCUGAGGAGGACCUGGAGGUCCAUGAGGACAGUGAGGACCCUGCCCACAUCUUGGCAGAACUGGAAGUGACGAUGCACCAUGUUUUACUACAGGAAGUGGACAUUGUGGUUGUGCCGUGCCGUGGGUUCCAGCCCCUAGUGGAUACUCUAGGUGAGUUAGUGAAUGGUGUCCUGCCUGUGGUGAUCUUUGCAAUCAACAAUGAUGAACUCUCUGAGGCAGAUGAAGAAGAACUGAGAGAUAUCCGGGAACGGCUUUCUCUGCCUAUAUUCUUUUUCAAAGUACCAAAGUUGGGCUCCAAGCUGAUUUCUCCCCACCCUUCCUCCAAGAAAAGAAUGGAAACUGCAAGAACAUCACUUCACCGACAGCUAGUUGAUCUGAAUUACCUGAGUGAUUGUCACCAUAACUGUGGGACCUCUGGCCUGGAUGCCAAAGCUCAGAGCAUGUUGGUGGAGCAGAGUGAUAAGCUGAGACAAUUACACACAUUCACUCAACAGGUGCUACAGAUGCACCUUGUAGAUGCAGCCACAAUUCUCAACCUGGUGCACUGCCGGUGCCUGGAUAUCUUUAUCAACCAGGCCUUUGACAUGCAGCGGGACCUACAGAUCACUCCAAAGCGGCUUGAGUACACUCGAAAGAAGGAAAAUGAGCUGUAUGAGUCACUGAUGAACAUUGCCAACCGCAAGCAGGAAGAGAUGAAGGAUAUGAUUGUGGAGACUCUCAACAUCAUGAAGGAAGAACUUCUGGAUGAUGCUGCCAACAUGGAGUUCAAAGAUGUCAUCAUCCCUGAGAAUGGGGAGCCAGUGGGCACCAGAGAGAUCAAGUGUUGCAUCCGUCAGAUCCAGGAACUUAUUAUCUCCCAACUUAACCAGGCUGUGGCCAAUAAGCUGAUCAGCUCAGUGGACUAUCUUCGUGAGAGCUUUGUGGGAACCCUGGAACGGUGUCUGCAAAGUCUGGAAAAGUCCCAAGAUGUUUCAGUCCACAUCACUAGUAACUAUCUCAAACAGAUCUUAAAUGCUGCCUAUCAUGUUGAAGUUACAUUUCACUCAGGGUCAACAGUAACCAGGAUGCUGUGGGAGCAGAUCAAACAGAUUAUCCAGCGAAUCACAUGGGUAAGUCCACCUGCUGUUACUCCAGAAUGGAAGAGGAAAGUGGCCCAGGAUGCCAUUGAGAGUCUCAGUGCUUCCAAACUGGCCAAGAGCAUUUGCAGCCAGUUCCGGACCCGACUUAAUAGCUCUCACGAGGCAUUUGCAGCUUCUCUGCGACAGUUGGAAGCUGGACAUUCAGGCCGGCUGGAGAAAACUGAAGACCUUUGGCUAAAGGUUCGGAAAGAUCAUGCCCCACGCCUGGCCCGCCUUUCCCUGGAGAGCCGCUCUCUGCAAGAUGUCUUGGUGCACCGUAAACCUAAACUGGGUCAGGAGCUAGGCCGGGGACAGUAUGGUGUGGUGUACCUGUGUGACAAUUGGGGAGGCCAUUUCCCCUGUGCCCUGAAGUCAGUUGUUCCUCCAGAUGAGAAGCACUGGAAUGAUUUGGCAUUGGAGUUUCACUAUAUGAGGUCUCUGCCCAAGCAUGAGCGUCUGGUGGAUCUUCAUGGUUCCGUCAUCGACUACAACUACGGCGGUGGCUCCAGUAUUGCAGUGCUGCUCAUCAUGGAGCGGCUACACCGGGACCUUUACACAGGGCUGAAGGCUGGGCUGAUUCUGAAGCUUCGCCUGCAGAUAGCCCUGGAUGUGGUGGAGGGAAUCCGCUUUCUGCAUAGCCAGGGGCUUGUCCACCGUGAUAUCAAACUAAAAAAUGUGCUGCUUGACAAGCAGAACCGAGCCAAGAUCACUGACCUGGGCUUUUGCAAACCUGAGGCCAUGAUGUCUGGUAGCAUUGUGGGUACCCCAAUCCAUAUGGCCCCAGAGCUCUUCACAGGGAAAUAUGAUAAUUCUGUGGAUGUCUAUGCUUUUGGAAUCCUCUUCUGGUACAUCUGCUCGGGUUCUGUAAAGCUCCCUGAAGCAUUCGAAAGGUGUGCCAGCAAGGACCACCUCUGGAACAAUGUGCGGAGAGGAGCCCGUCCAGAGCGACUCCCAGUGUUUGAUGAAGAAUGCUGGCAGCUGAUGGAAGCUUGUUGGGAUGGUGAUCCUUCCCGGAGGCCUCUCUUAGGCAUUGUUCAGCCCAUGCUCCAGGGUAUCAUGGACCGGCUGUGCAAGUCAAACUCUGAGCAACCAAACAAAGGACUAGAUGAUUCUACUUGA